This is a messenger RNA of Mya arenaria, 1485 nucleotides long. RefSeq names its product solute carrier family 35 member B1-like. Gene Ontology annotation, cellular component: Golgi membrane; endoplasmic reticulum membrane. The coding region runs from base 110 to 1183 and encodes 357 amino acids. The record is from RefSeq and is a predicted model, not a curated record. Gene Ontology annotation, biological process: UDP-galactose transmembrane transport. NCBI's taxonomy places the organism in Eukaryota, Metazoa, Mollusca, Bivalvia, Myida, Myidae. Gene Ontology annotation, molecular function: UDP-glucose transmembrane transporter activity; UDP-galactose transmembrane transporter activity. The transcript has 7 exons.
GGUGCGUUGGUAAAUCCCGGAAAUACCCCUUGGCAAAAAACACCGAACGGUGACGUUUUAGUAGAUAUAUCAAUACGGAAUAUGCCACGUUGCAAAUCUAUCGUAUCGUAUGUCUAGUUAUACAAAGGACAGUGAUCAUAGCGUAGAUUUACAUAUUGUUUCGUCAAGAUCACGUGAUAUUAAAGGGGAUUCCAUCAACAUGUCUGUCGCCGGCCAAGGCAGGAAAAAGUUCCUUGUGUGCGCCCUAGGCGUGUUCGUGUCGUAUUUCUAUUAUGGAAUACUGCAAGAAUCAAUAACAAAGGGGGAGUAUGUUAAAGAUGGAAAGAAAGAGAAGUUCACAUACACCCUGGCGCUUGUGUUCAUCCAGUGUAUUAUCAAUGCAGCCUCAGCAAAGCUUGCAAUGUCCCUAUUCUCCCGUGAAAAGGACUCGACACCCCAGAAAAUGUUCUCAGCGUGCUCGAUGACGUAUCUUGGAGCCAUGUUGGCCAGUAAUCAGUCCCUACAAUACAUCAGCUACCCGACACAGGUCCUAGGCAAGUCUGUGAAGCCCAUUCCUGUCAUGAUCCUGGGCAUUCUACUGGCCAAGAAGCGUUACCCCGCGGCCAAAUUCCUCUUCAUUCUCAUGAUUUGUAUGGGUGUGGCGUUAUUCAUGUUCAAGGACAAACCUGCGGUUGCUGAUGAAAGUCACGGGUUUGGAUUUGGCGAAGUGCUACUGCUUGUGUCCUUGACGCUGGAUGGUCUGACUGGAGCCUCUCAAGACCGCAUGAGGUCAGAACAUAAAACCGGAGCCUACCAUAUGAUGUUCUUUGUCAACUUGUGGUCCGUUCUCUGGCUCGCUAUAGGUCUGGUGGUGACUGGUGAGGGUCUAGCAUUCCUGGGAUUCAUGGAGCGGUUCCCCUCCAUUCUCAUCAAGAUGGUCACGUUCGGUAUUGCCAGUGCCAUCGGACAGGUGUUUAUAUUCAUCACUGUGACGUCAUUCGGUCCUCUCCCCUGCUCCAUUAUCACAACGACCAGAAAAUUCUUCACCAUUCUCGGAUCUGUCAUCAUUUUCCAAAACCCCAUAAACUCAAGACAGUGGGCGGGCACAGUCCUCGUGUUUAUGGGACUCGGACUUGAUAGUGCUUAUGGAAAAGAGAAGAAAGAUAUUAAAAACGUUAAAAAUGUGAAAAAUGAGUCGAGAUGAUGAUUGUUUGGAGUUUAGAUCUUAUUUUGUUAGAUAUUUUAUUUGAUGUUCUAUUUAUUGUAUGAUUUGUGAAUGUAAUUGUACAUUUAUGACCUAGCCCUUAUAUCUCAAACAAUCUAAAGUCAAUAAAGCUAUAUAUAAGCUCAGUAUUUUUAUUUUGGUAUAAAUUAUGUAAUAUUCUCCUUUUAAAGAGUUUUGAGGCUUAAACAAAAUUAUUGAUAAGAUAAUCAUAAUAAACAAUGUUUUGGUUUAUAAAAUCAAGUUUAAGUAAGUAAAUUGGUUCAGUAAAAUUUUAUACUUAA